AUGGGUAACAAUAUGACAGUGAAUUGGAGUGAAUAAUUAAAGCACUCAUUCGACUUGUAUGAAACCAAUUCUAAGCAUAAUGUUCUUGGAAAUAUUGAUAUUUAUUAAUAUAUACCAGACAAUAAAGUCAAAAUCUUUAGUACGCAUGAUUAUUCAAAUUUAAUUAGGUAAAUUUGCUUAUGUCCCUGAUAAAGAGUAUUUCCUUUAAAAAACUAAAUUCAAGCAUCCGAAUUUGCUGAGAGCCUUGGCUUUAGAGAAAAGCUCAGGAUCAUGUAGUGGAGACAAAGAUUUAUACAAAGUCUAUUAUGAUUACCCAGGAAUUUGCACUUUGGAUGAGGUUAUUAUUGAAAAGUACGAAUUCUAUUUCUAUAUUAAAGGCAAAGAACUAAAAAAUUCAACGAAUAAGCAAUUUGGAAAAUAAUAUUCUAAGUAGUUGAUUGUGCUGAAUAUUUACAAUCUCACUUUAAAACUAUUGGUAACAUCAAUCCUAAAUCUAUCUAUGUUUUAAAUGAUGGCAUCAAAAUAUUUGUAAUCUAAAUUAUGAUGAUAGGAAGUUAACCAUAUUUUUAAUAUUGAAUCCUCUUAUGAAUAAGCACUUAAAAAUUAAAUUGCCAUCUUGUCUCCAGAGUAAAUUGAGUAGUUGCAAAGAGAUAUCCUUAUUCCCUCAGUCAAUGGUUUCAAGAGUGACGUAUAUGCAUUUGGAAUAGUCUUGCUAUGUCUGACUACACUGAGCAAUUAUACCAAAUUUUACACUCCUAAUUAGGAGUUGGACAAGAAUCAGAUCUUUCAAAGUAUGCAACAGAUUAAAAUGCAAUAUUCUGAACUCUUAUCUGGUUUAAUUUAAAAGAUGCUCCUUGAGAAUCCUUCAGAAAGAUAAUCCUGGAUUGAUAUUAAAGUAGCUUAAAUUUUUUAAAUUAGAGAUUCAUCGACCCAUUCAAGAUCUUAGAAGAAAAAGACUAACCUUUCUAUUCAGACCUGAAAUUGUGUCCUCAAGUCAUCAAUAAAAUAAACAAUCCUUCUGUUGAACCAUGUUAAUAAAACGUCCAAACAACAUAAAAAUAGGUCCCAAUACUUAUUUCUCCUAAUAUAACACCUAGAGUUACAUAAAGUUGUUAAUAAUUAACAGUUGUUCCAGCACCCACUAUUAGUUAAAUUUAUGCUCCUUCUAAUACGACAUACCGAAAUCAGCCAAUUUAAUAGAGUCAAGAAUUCAACAAUCCUUCCAAAAGAUAAGCAACCGUUACCAAUAAUCCUAUAAAUUAACUGUCCUAAAGAGGAGGAGCGCCACGAAAUGAAACAUAAAUUGCUUCUCUUCCUUAAAAUUAAAAAUCAUUUUCAACACUUAAAAUGCCUCCUUAAUCAAGACCUCCAUAAUCAAUGGCUCCCAAUUCAACAUUAGCAAAUACAUUAUACAAUCCCUUGUCAGCAAGGCCAAUAUAAAAUUGA
Molecule: messenger RNA, 1446 nt
Organism: Paramecium octaurelia
Lineage: Eukaryota; Ciliophora; Oligohymenophorea; Peniculida; Parameciidae
Source: the annotation of a GenBank genome assembly